AUGAGGAAUCAAGGGCAAUUCAUCCUCUACUUUCUCCUGGCUCUUUUGUCUGCUUGCACGAACUUCUCCGAGGCAGGAAAUGGGACUCAAGCUCCUAACCUCGCGCGCCUCAUCCUGGUCGACCCGUCCGGGAAGGGAAACUUCACGAAGAUACAGGACGCCAUUGACGCCGUGCCGUCGAACAACUCGGAGCUCGUGUUCAUACGAGUUGAGCCGGGGACAUACCGGGAGAAACUCGUGGUCCCGGCGGACAAGCCUUUCAUAACUCUGAGCGGGAAGAAGGCGUCCAGCACGAUCAUCACAGGGGACGACAGUGGGGACAUAUUCGGAUCGCCUACCGUUUCCGUCUUGGCUUCUGACUUUGUCGGCCGUUACCUCACAAUUCAGAAUACUUUUGGGUUGGGAGCAAAAGCGGUGGCGUUGAGAGUGUCCGGAGAUAGGGUGGUGUUUUCGGCAUGUAGAAUCACAUCUCACCAAGACACAUUGCUCGACGAUGUCGGAAGGCAUUACUACAGGAACUGCUACAUUGAAGGCGAUGUUGACUUCAUCUUCGGCAACGCCGCUUCCCUCUUUCAGAAAUGCCACAUUAAUUCGGUGUCGCGAGGAGGAGGGUUCAUCACGGCCCAGCACCGAGCAUCGCCGUUAGAGAACACGGGUUUUGUCUUCUUGGGCUGCACAAUCACGGGCCUCACCAAUACUUUCUUGGGCCGCCCGUGGGGCCCAUAUUCGAGAGUCAUCUUUGCCCUCUCUUAUAUGUCUAGUGCCGUCCUCCCCCAAGGAUGGGACGACUGGGGUGACUCAACCAAACAGAGGACGGCCUACUAUGGGCAAUAUGAAUGUUACGGACCGGGGGCCGACACAUCAAAGAGGGUUCCCUGGUCUCGCGUCCUUACUGGUGAGGAAGUGUCGCCCCUCUUGACGACGGAUAUGGUUAACCAACAAAGCUGGUUCAGAAAUGCUCCAACUAUAUUCAACUGAGACUAACGUCGGUUUGAAGAACGUUGUCAAAAAUAUUAGAUGCGUACUUAUGUAAUUAGAUUUACUUUAAUUUGCUUAGUUGAAAAUAUGUGAUGGUGAAAUCCUUUUCUUUGUUUAAUCUCGACCAUGA
This is a messenger RNA of Eucalyptus grandis, 1108 nucleotides long. Its product is annotated as putative pectinesterase 11. The transcript has 4 exons. Gene Ontology annotation, biological process: cell wall modification. The coding region runs from base 1 to 978 and encodes 325 amino acids. The record is from RefSeq and is a predicted model, not a curated record. Gene Ontology annotation, molecular function: pectinesterase activity. NCBI's taxonomy places the organism in Eukaryota, Viridiplantae, Streptophyta, Magnoliopsida, Myrtales, Myrtaceae.